Labeo rohita (rohu) is the source of this 2160-nucleotide messenger RNA. RefSeq names its product serine/threonine kinase 17a (gene stk17a). The coding region runs from base 349 to 1536 and encodes 395 amino acids. Lineage: Eukaryota; Metazoa; Chordata; Actinopteri; Cypriniformes; Cyprinidae. The transcript is spliced from 7 exons. Gene Ontology annotation, biological process: positive regulation of apoptotic process; protein phosphorylation; intracellular signal transduction. Gene Ontology annotation, molecular function: protein serine/threonine kinase activity; ATP binding. Gene Ontology annotation, cellular component: nucleus. The record is from RefSeq and is a predicted model, not a curated record.
UUGCCCCGGCAACUGCAGUCUGAGGAACAGCUUGGCUUUCAGUUGACUCGCUGUGGAUGAAAGCAGACGAGUUGAGGAGAGCAGCAGUCAUCACCGCAUGAACCCGAACUCAAGCGUUUUUGCUCACUUAGGAGGAGUUUUAGUCGAAGAUGAAAGUAUCAGCUGUUAAUAUUUUAGACACGUUUCAAUGUUGUUCACGUUAGGUCAAAAUUCAUUGAGAGGAGCGGUUUUGUGAGGCAGCGUGCUAGUUUUCGUUUGACUGUAUCAGGUCACCUGUUGGACUUGGGCUUGCAGGUAAAAACGGACAUAGGCACUAAAAAUAAAACGUUGACGUUUAGAACAGCCGUUAUGAUUCCUGAAUGUCCACGAACGACCGAGUCCAGAAGCCGAAUUCGGUGUGAAUCCGGUCAGAACCGCUCCGGUUUGCUACACGAGAUCCGAACCGCCAUCAGGAGCGAGCCGUUCACCGAGCACUAUGACGUCAUCCCCGGCAAAGAGCUGGGCAGAGGUAAGUUUGCUGUGGUGAGGAAGUGUGUGGAGAAGAGCACAGGGAAAGUGUACGCAGCCAAGUACAUGAGGAAGAGGAGGAAGGGCCAGGACUGCAGGACGGAGAUCAUUCAUGAGAUCGGCGUGCUGGAGCUGGCGGCGGCCUGUCCGCGAGUCGUCAAUCUCCACGAGGUCUACGAGACGGCCAGCGAGAUGGUGCUCGUUCUGGAAUAUGCUGCAGGAGGGGAGAUUUUUAACCAGUGUGUGGCAGACAGAGACGAGGCCUUCAAGGAGGAAGACGUGAAGAGACUGAUGAGACAGAUCCUGGAGGGAGUUUCCUUCCUUCACAGGAACAACGUGGUUCAUCUGGACCUCAAACCUCAGAAUAUCCUCCUGACCAGCGAGUCUCCUCUCGGGGACAUAAAGGUCGUGGAUUUCGGCCUGUCGAGGCUGAUGAGCAGCAGUCAGGAGAUCAGGGAGAUCAUGGGCACACCGGAGUAUGUGGCACCAGAAAUCCUGAAUUAUGAGCCAAUCAGCACAGCCACUGACAUGUGGAGCAUCGGCGUUCUGGCGUACGUGAUGCUGACGGGAAUCUCGCCGUUCCUGGGAGACGACAAGCAGGAGACCUUCCUCAACAUCUCUCAGAUCAACGUCAGCUACACCGAGGAGGAGCUGGAGCAUCUGGACAGAGCCGCCAUACACUUCAUCAAAUCCCUGCUCAUCAAAGAGCCAGAGAGCCGAGCCACCGCAGAAGACUGUCUCAAACACCACUGGCUUCAGACGGAGGAGCCCGAGCUGAAGGAGGACAGUCCCGAGAGCGUCUCGGAGCCCGUCAGCCCUGCCGCCUCCAGCCACGACGAAGAAGCGGAGGAGGAGAGCGCUCAGGUGACGGAGGAGCUGAUCGUGAUGGCCGCCUACACCCUCGGCCAGUGCCGCCAGUCCUCGGAUAAAGAGAGCCUGACCCCGGACCAGAAGGCCAUCUCCAAACGCUUCAAGUUUGAGGAGCCCUUCUCCGCCCUGCAGGAGGUUCCUGGAGAAUUCAUCUACUGAUCCACUUCACGCCACAGUCCUUCUGUCUGCUCUUUUCUCACCUCAUGAUUUGAACUUGUAAGCCAAACAUUGUUUUCACUGGUUGCUCUUGUUUCUGUUUCUCUGUUUGUGCUGCUUUAUAUUUUCAUGGUUAAGUUACUGAAGCCUUGCUGUGGUUCUCUCACUCUCGUUUUUUCUUUUUUUUUUGGUGCCAUGCUUAAAUAUUUGAUAAGGGUCAAGCUUUUUUGUGACAAUUCCUUUUUGUUUUCUUCUAUUGCAUUUGCCAUGUUUGUACAAAAUGAAUGUUGUUUGUUUUUCUGCAACACGAGGCAAGCAGAAUUUAAUGUAAAUUAAUCCAAUUUUAUUUUAAGAGUAUUUCCAUGUCGUUUAAAAAAAGCCAUUUUGUGUGUUGAUCUCCUGACUGGCCCGUUCAGGUCAUUCCCGGGUAAAGACUUCCACAGCAAUAACACUUCCAUUUACACGCAUAUAUAUAUAUGAAGAUCGUGUGUCUUUCUGUGUGUCUAUUUUAACUCAUGUUAGAGUUAUAACUGUAAAUUGAUUUGUCACUAUAAAGAAUAUUUUUAAUGGCAAUAAAUUUCAAAGUGACUGUCUUGAUGCUGUAAAUAAAAGUUUGUCUCAACUGUC